ACUAAUGUAAAAGCUUGAUCUUUUCUGUAUUCCCCUCGGCUACAUUCCUCCAAGCUCACUCAACACCAGGGGAAAAAAAAAGACUUCUUUUUUCUUCAAUACCUCCUUCCUCUUCUCAAAUUUCUUCCUUCUCGCUUCUUCUACGGAGAUUUUUCUGUUAUUUUUUUUUCAGUUCUUUUGUGAAGUGGCGGAAAAAGGGGUUCUUUUUUCCUUUCGUUCUCUGUUUCUCUUUCUCCUCUGUUCCCCUCCUCCGGUGAUCUCUUCGAGCUCUCAGUUUCUGCUUUUUAAUCUAUUUUAAUCCUCACAAGUCGAUUGCUUUAUGCUAUUGGAGGGAAGAAGUGUUCGUCCUUUGAAGGGAAAUUGAUGGAAUCGAUGGCGCCAUUUCUCCUUCUGCUUCUGGCGAUCUCAGUGGUUCAUGCUGACGAAGGGGCGUACAUCGGGGUGAACGUCGGGACGGCGCUGUCGGACAUGCCGUCGCCGACGCAGGUGGUGGCGCUGCUGAAGUCGCAGGAGAUCCGGCACGUGCGGCUGUACGACGCGGACCCGGCCAUGCUGGCGGCGCUCGCCAACAGCGGCAUCCGCGUCACCGUCUCCGUCCCGAACGAGCAGCUCCUCGCCGUCGGCCAGUCCAACGCCACCGCCGCCAACUGGGUCUCCCGCAACGUCGUCGCCCACGUCCCCGCCGUCAACAUCACCGCCGUCGCCGUCGGCUCCGAGGUCCUCACCGCCCUCCCCAACGCCGCCCCCCUCCUCGUCCCUGCCGUCCGCUACGUCCACUCCGCCCUCGUCGCCGCCAACCUCGACCGCCAGAUCAAAGUCUCCACCCCCCACUCCUCCUCCAUCAUCCUCGACUCCUUUCCCCCCUCCCAAGCCUUCUUCAACCGCUCGCUAGAGCCGGUCAUGGUCCCCAUGCUCAAGUUCCUCCAGUCCACCGGCUCCUACCUUAUGCUCAACGUCUACCCCUACUACGACUACAUGCAAUCCAACGGCGUCAUCCCUCUGGACUACGCGCUCUUCCGACCGCUACCGCCCAACAAGGAGGCCGUGGACGCCAACACUCUCCUCCACUAUACCAACGUCUUCGACGCCGUCGUCGACGCGGCCUACUUCGCCAUGGCUUAUCUCAACGUCACCAACGUCCCCGUCGUCGUCCUCGAGUCCGGCUGGCCCCACAAGGGCGACCCGUCAGAAGAGCCGGACGCGACCGCCGACAACGCCGAUACCUACAACAGCAACCUCAUCCGUCACGUGCUCAACAGCACCGGCACCCCCAAGCACCCGGGCAUCGCCGUGCCGACCUACAUUUAUGAGCUGUACGACGAGGACCAGCGGCCCGGGGCGGUGUCGGAGCGGAACUGGGGGCUGUUCGAUGCGAAUGGGGUGCCGGUUUACACGCUGCACCUGACGGGGUCCGGGGUGUUGCUGGCGAACGACACGACGAACCAGACGUACUGCAUCGCGAAGGAGGGGGCGGAUGCGAAGCUGCUGCAGGCGGCGCUCGACUGGGCGUGCGGUCCGGGGAAGGUGGAUUGCUCUGUGCUGAUGCAGGGUCAGCCCUGCUAUGAUCCUGACACGGUGGAGGCGCAUGCGACGUAUGCCUUCAAUGCGUACUACCAUGGGAUGGGGAUGGGUUCAGGGACGUGCUACUUCAAUGGCGUUGCCACCAUAACGACCACAGAUCCAAGCCAUGGUGACUGUACGUUUCCUGGAAGCGGCGGGAAGAAUGGCACCUUCUUGAAUGGCACCUCAUUGGCACCCUCCUCAAAUUCCACCUCAGCUCAAUCUGGAUCUCCUCACAGUUACCGUGACAUCAUGCAGCUCCUUCAAAUCGUUGGAGUCUUUCUAUUGAGUCUGCCAUUAUUCUUGUAGUGUAUGAUCUCUCUCUUUUCUUUUCUUUUCCUUUCUUUUCUUUUUGUUCGAGUGAUCUGUAUCAGAAGCUCUGGAAUGAAAAAUUGGAUUGAA
Molecule: messenger RNA, 1962 nt
Organism: Elaeis guineensis (African oil palm)
Lineage: Eukaryota; Viridiplantae; Streptophyta; Magnoliopsida; Arecales; Arecaceae
Product: glucan endo-1,3-beta-glucosidase 3
Biological process (GO): carbohydrate metabolic process
Molecular function (GO): hydrolase activity, hydrolyzing O-glycosyl compounds
Source: RefSeq, a predicted model, not a curated record